UCAGAGCGGCGGCGACGGCGGUGCGGCCAUGGGCGUGUGCCAGUUCUUCCUGCGGGGGUACUGCCGCUUCGGGGACCGCUGCUGGAACGAGCACCCCCGCGGCGCCGGCCGCCCCGGGGGCCCCGCACCGCCCUCACAAGUUACUAGUGGAAGAGGAGGAGGAUGGGGUUCCUCUAACCAGAGAUACAGCAGUGUUAUCCAGCCAUCUACCUUCAAGUCUGAUACAUGGGGUGGCAGCAGAGAUCAUGGAAGAGGAUUCUUUGGCUCCUCUGACUUUGGAUCAUCAGGCGGCAGCAGCAGAAAUGCAGACUUCUCACAGAACAGGUUCUCGGCAUUAGCGAACAGUCAGAGUGUUGCUGAUGGCUCUAAAGAUGAAGAGGAGAGACUUCUAGAAUGUGUAGUGAAAGACAUGGAAAUUUGGGAAUCUUCUGGACAAUGGAUAUUUUCAUCUUACUCACCAGUGAAAGAAAAGCUGAAUGUCUCAGGCUUUUCGGAUGUCUCACCAGAAGAACUGCGUCUGGAGUAUUAUGACAGCAGAGCAAAGAAUAUGAUUGGGAAUUAUAUAGAUGCUGUCCAACAGUUAGCAGCACAAUGGAAAAAUCGUCUGCUUCAGUUGAAAGCUUUAAAUGCAUCGACAAAAGCAGCUUUGCUCUCUGCUUUCAAGAACACGGGCACCCAACCGUCACCUGCCUUUGGACUGGGAGGACAGCAAACAUCAAGCUUUGGGCUCUCAAGCUUUCCUGUGAGCAGCAGCAGUACCAGUGCCAGCAGUUUCUCUUUUAAAG
Messenger RNA from Pseudopipra pipra, 785 nucleotides. Its product is annotated as nucleoporin NUP42-like. Gene Ontology annotation, cellular component: nuclear envelope. The annotation marks the transcript as partial. The transcript has 7 exons. The record is from RefSeq and is a predicted model, not a curated record. Lineage: Eukaryota; Metazoa; Chordata; Aves; Passeriformes; Pipridae. Gene Ontology annotation, molecular function: nuclear export signal receptor activity; metal ion binding.